Molecule: messenger RNA, 690 nt
Organism: Fragaria vesca subsp. vesca
Lineage: Eukaryota; Viridiplantae; Streptophyta; Magnoliopsida; Rosales; Rosaceae
Exons: 1
Coding region: 1-690 (229 amino acids)
Source: RefSeq, a predicted model, not a curated record
AUGGCUGAAGAGCAACACAAGGGUGAGGUCAGUAGUAAUUUAGAUGUCAUAGCUGCUAUUCAGGAAAUGGCCAGUGCGAUAAGAGAAAAUCGCAAUGGUAAUCAUCAAGAGGGUAAUGAAGAGCGGGUUAUGAGGAUACAAGGUGAAUUUCGUAAAGCUCGCCCUCCAAUAUUCAAGGGUAUUUUAGACCCCAUGGUAGCUGAAGAAUGGCUGAGACAAAUGAAGAGAACUUUGAAUAAUCAAAAGGUGCCAGAAGACUUGAAAGUUAUUGUUGCUUGUACAUAUCUAGAAAGUGCAGCUUAUCACUGGUGGGAAUCAGUUCUUGCUACUCCAGAUAUUGAAAUUACAACCUGGAAUGCAUUUGAAGUAGUCUUUCUUGAAAAGUACUUUCCAGACAUAGUCAGACAGGCCAAGGCUAAAGAGUUUAUGUUUCUAUCUAAAGGGAAUAUGACAGUGGCUGAAUAUCAAGGUAAAUUUGAAGAACUGAUGCGAUUUGCCCCGGGUAUUAUUCCUAAUGAGGCUGCUAAAGCAAUGAAGUUUGAAGAAUGGCUGAAUCCUGAGAUUAGAGAAAUGGUAUCUAUUCUGAAGUUACAAAAAUAUAGUGAAGUAGUGGAUCGAGCACUUAUUGCCGAGCGUAGUAUUCAAGAAACAAAGGGCAGUUUCAAUUUUGGAAAUACUUCUGGACAAUAA